GGCGGAGGCGGGGCGCUAGGACCGUGAGGCAGGACAGGGCAAACACUUCUGCUCAGACCGGAGACUUUUAUUUGUGGCUGUGUGUCUGAGCCGGGCAGGUUUCAGAAGAAGAAGGAGAAGCACUCUCGGUCCUGAGAGACUCCGCAUCUGGCGCUUUAUUUAUUUAUACACGCUGUUAUAAAGAGCGAGCGAGACUUUCCUCUUGUGGAGGAGGAACCAGAGAGAAACUACCUGCCGCUGACCGGAGAGGAGGAUGAGGAGAACCUGGGGAGGAACGAUCGAGAAGGAGCCGUCUGAUGGGGAGGAACACUUGACUGGGAUGUAAACACGAACCAUCGAUCUCUAAUCAGGAGUGUUUUCCGUCACCGCCAUGACGCCGCACCUGCUCCUGCUCCUCCUGCUCCUCCUCCCCGUCAGCCUGUCCUUCCUGCAGCCUCCUCACCACCCGCCCGUCCACAUCCCCACGCUGGUCCCUCACGCACCGACACCUCUCAUCCGCUCCCGCUUCAGCGCUCACGCUCAGCUGGACUUCACCACUCACUGCAACUCCAGCUGCUUCCACCGAGGAGAGCAGGAGGCCCCAAAGGAGGAGCUCACAGAGAAACUGGCCUUUGAGACGCUGUACGCUGACGGCACCCGCACUCUCACCACGGUAGAUGUGGAGGCUGAUGAGGACCUCGAUGGGGAUCACCUCGCCCUCCCUCCUAGAGUGAAGCCCCGGCACAGACGUGUGAGGCGUCAGAUCUACGGAGCAGACGGACGUUUUAACAUCCAAGGCGACGACUUCCUGUUGGAUUACCCUUUCUCCACAGCUGUGCGCAUCUCCACCGGCUGCACCGGCGUUCUCGUGUCUCAGCGGCACGUCCUCACAGCUGCCCACUGUGUGCACGAUGGGAAGGAUUAUGUGAAGGGGGCGCGCAAGCUCAGGGUGGGCUUCCUGAUUCCUCCGUCCAUCAACGGCACAGGUGUGGGCCUCAGUUCCGCGAAGAAGCCUCUGGUCCGCUGGGUGAGGGUGAAGCGUACCCGCGUGCCUAAGGGCUGGAUCCAGGGCCCUCAGGAGGUCAGCAUGGACUUUGAUUAUGCCCUGCUGGAGCUGCGUUGGCCUCACAGACGUCCCUUCAUGCGCCUCUCCGUGGCUCCCUCCUCUGAUGACCUGGCAGGGAAUCGCAUCCACUUCUCUGGUUUUGACAGCGACAGAUCUGGAGAGCUGGUGUACAGAUUUUGUCCAGUAGAAGAAGAGUCCAGCGAUCUGAUAUACCAACACUGUGACGCCCGACCUGGAGCCAGCGGCUCAGGAGUGUACGGCAGAGUGUGGGACAACAGCUUAGAGCGCUGGGAGAGGAAGGUCAUCGGCAUCUUCUCUGGACACCAGUGGCUGGAGAUAGACGGGGAGAACCGGGAUUACAACGUGGCCGUGCGCAUCACUCCUCUGAAGUUUGCUCAGAUCUGUUACUGGGUGCACGGGAACCGGCUGGACUGUGUCCAGGACUGAGAAGAUUUGACAGCAUAGCGUGAAAAAGAAAAGAAAGCACAAAGUGACUAUAAAAAUACAGGGUGAGACGUCUUACUUCCACUGAAGACAGACGAGUGAAACAGGAUUUGAUCCAUACAGAAAUAACACCUUUCAGUGACACACUCAGUUACUUUUGGAUCCAGUUCCACUGUAUGUGUUUAAUUUUCUCCCUGUAACCUCUGGGCCUAUUAAACAGAUCUGCCUGUGAGAUCAUCACCACGGCAUCUUUUAAUAAGUUUCUGCCUGCAGUCAGAUUAAUAACACGCUCAGUGUUUCCACAGUAUUAAACUAAACCACUUUUUACAAGAGGGGGAAAAAAAACACUCUUCUCUUCGUGUGUGCAGCGCGUGUCAGUAGCAGCAGAUUAUUUUCCUACUGUGGAUGACGGCAGACUAUUGACAUUUUACAUCUUUCCUGCUCUGUUUUCUGACUCUGGGGAAAUGGUUUGGUAUUUUAUAGCUCUUCAAAGAAAAUCAUUCAGCUUGUGGACAUCCACUGAUGCUUUUUGACGUUUCAGCAGACAGGAUGCUCUUCAUAGUGUGGUCAGAGUGACACGGUGUUAAUUUUAUUUUUGUGAAAAAUGCUUGAUAUAUAUUUUAAUAAACAGAGAUUUAUAGCA
This is a messenger RNA of Acanthopagrus latus (yellowfin seabream), 2132 nucleotides long. RefSeq names its product serine protease 23 (gene prss23). Gene Ontology annotation, biological process: proteolysis. Lineage: Eukaryota; Metazoa; Chordata; Actinopteri; Spariformes; Sparidae. The transcript has 2 exons. Gene Ontology annotation, molecular function: serine-type endopeptidase activity. Bases 371 to 1492 code for a protein of 373 amino acids. The record is from RefSeq and is a predicted model, not a curated record.